Messenger RNA from Lolium rigidum, 1301 nucleotides. RefSeq names its product biotin synthase, mitochondrial. Gene Ontology annotation, molecular function: 2 iron, 2 sulfur cluster binding; biotin synthase activity. The record is from RefSeq and is a predicted model, not a curated record. Gene Ontology annotation, biological process: biotin biosynthetic process. Lineage: Eukaryota; Viridiplantae; Streptophyta; Magnoliopsida; Poales; Poaceae. Gene Ontology annotation, cellular component: mitochondrion. The transcript has 6 exons. Bases 1 to 1140 code for a protein of 379 amino acids.
AUGAUGCUGCUCGCGCGCAGUCUCCGCUCCCGCCUCCGCCCCCCGCUCGCCUCCGCCGUCACCACCGCGCCGUUCUCCUCGGCGGCCGCGGCGGAGGCGGAGCGGGCGGUGCGGGACGGGCCCAGGAACGACUGGACCCGGCCCGAGAUCCAGGCCAUCUACGACUCGCCGCUGCUCGACCUCCUCUUCCACGGGGCUCAGGUCCAUAGGAAUGUUCAUAAAUUUAGAGAAGUGCAGCAGUGCACACUUCUUUCAAUAAAAACUGGUGGGUGCAGUGAAGAUUGUUCAUACUGCCCUCAGUCUUCAAGAUACAGUACUGGACUGAAGGCUGAGAAAUUGAUGAAGAAAGACGCUGUCCUAGAAGCAGCACAAAAGGCAAAGGAGGCUGGGAGCACCCGAUUUUGCAUGGGAGCGGCAUGGAGAGAGACAAUCGGCAGGAAAACAAAUUUCAACCAGAUUCUUGAAUAUGUCAAGGACAUAAGAGGUAUGGGCAUGGAGGUCUGUUGCACCCUGGGCAUGCUAGAGAAACAACAAGCUGAAGAACUCAAGAAGGCUGGACUUACAGCAUAUAAUCAUAAUCUAGAUACAUCAAGAGAAUAUUACCCCAAUAUUAUUUCUACAAGAUCAUAUGAUGAUAGAUUACAGACUCUUCAGCAUGUCCGCGAAGCUGGAAUAAGCGUCUGUUCAGGCGGAAUUAUUGGUCUUGGAGAGGCAGAGGAAGACCGUGUAGGGUUGUUGCAUACGCUGGCUACUUUGCCUACACAUCCAGAGAGCGUUCCUAUCAAUGCACUGAUUGCUGUCAAAGGCACGCCUCUUCAGGAUCAGAAGCCCGUGGAGAUAUGGGAAAUGAUCCGCAUGAUUGCCAGUGCUCGGAUUGUGAUGCCAAAGGCAAUGGUGAGGCUCUCGGCAGGGCGAGUACGGUUCUCCAUGCCAGAACAAGCUCUCUGCUUUCUCGCGGGGGCCAACUCCAUCUUCGCCGGUGAAAAGCUCCUCACAACCGCAAACAAUGACUUCGAUGCGGACCAGGCGAUGUUCAAGAUCCUUGGCCUGAUUCCCAAGGCUCCAAACUUUGGCGACGAAGAGGCCACAGCGGCUGUUGCAUCAUCCACGGAGAGAUGUGAGCAAGCUGCUUCGAUGUAAAAUGCCACGGUAGAUUCUCGAGACCACAUCCGGUGCAAAAGUAGCACCAUUAUCUCCAGCUAGAGCAUUGUACUGUAGAGAUCAUCAUAUUUUGUAGUAACAUCAGAUUGAUCCAAAUAAAAGUGGGUGUUCUUGGGCACUGUCGUGCCGUUUUGUUUUCA